AAGAUUUGCUAACUGGACCCUCAAAUCCAUGUAGUUAGAUGUCAGAAUGGUCACAGUUUCUAGAUAUUCUUGGACACGGGUUGUACUUAAUGGUUAAGCUAAUAGUUUUAUUAUAGAAGUAAGUGUUUUGGUGAGAGAUUUAUGACGUAAAACAGGCUAAGAUCUCUUGAUGCUGCACACUCAGGGAAGCUGUUUAUAUUUCUAAUUUUCCACUGUAACUCAAAUGUAUCAAUCACAUCUCUUCCUCUGUGCUCCUGGCACUUCCUUGCUCCAUUAGACAUGUGCCUUUUAGACUUGUGGAAGUGGGACAGAGGAAGAGAAACAUCACUAACACCUAUACACUUAUUUAAGCAUGUUGCUUACAUAAACCUUUUUUUUUUUUCCCUCAGAAAAAUUAGAAAUCAUCUGUUGAAAAGAAAUUACCAUUAGUUUGGUUUUGCUUUUUCACCAGUAAUGGAGUAAACCUUGAAAUGGUUUGCUUUCUUUCCACAACUGUUACCCAUUUUCAUGGAGUAAACCGUAGUUAGCAAGAAAAAGGUUUGUACACAGAAAGACUAAAGUAUGCUUCAAUACAUGUGUCAAAUUUAUCUUCAGGUUACAAGACACUCUUUUCAGUAACUUAGCUCUCCAGUCAGAGCUGUUUAUUACUGAAUGCUAGAAAGACCUGUCAGGGCUAUUUAUCCGUGUCAUUUUUGUUGUGUAAUCCAAAGCUGUAAUGUUAAAAGAUGCAGAUAUGCCAAUAGCUGUUCUCAGUUAACGCAGAUACAGAUCUGAAAUUCAUAUAUUCAUGUACUUGAGUGUGUAUUAGGUUUAUUUCAUACCUGGAUCAGGUUUGAACAGCCAUUUCUCAAAAUGUUGAUAAAAGUAGAUAAGAAAAUAGUGUGAACUAUUAGAUCAAGUGAAAAUGUAGAAAGCAGUUACUCUGGGAUGUUCAAAACCAGACAAGGUGGUGUGAAUAUACUUAGAACAAAAGCGUUUUGGUUCUUUCUUGUAUUAUAGAAAUUCCUUUGAAAACAAGUAGUAGAAGAAGCACAAAAGCCAUUCUCUCAUCCACCCCCAUGAAGGAAAUGCAGGAUUUCCAGAAAGGAGACAUGAAUGGUGAGGCACCUCAGCAGUCCUUGCUGUGGAUGGCCAAAAUAAAUGGAAAUGGCCAUUAAAUGAGCUGAGAACCUGUAUGUAAUUUGGAAAAAGUUACCAAGACACAUGACAGACUGCACUUAAUGAAGAUCUAGGGUAUUGGGCUUUCGUUGUGUGUGGGUUUUUUGGUGGUGUGUUUUUUUGUGGUUUUGGGGUUUUUUUUGUAUCCUGUUUUUUUAAUGGAGAAAAUUAUCUAUUCAUGAAUCUAAGGAAGUAUUUAACACUACUAGCAGAAGAAAGCUUACUUAUUGCUGAAGGCACAUACAGCUGUGGCAAAAAAUGCAUGCUGCAAAAUAGUGUGAGCAAAAUAUUCUAUCAGUCACUGGAUUUCACCUGAAAUAAAGUGUGUUGUGCAAUUCAAUGUCUGAAAAGGAAUUUCCCUAAAGUAGAAGGGUUUGAAUAAGGGCAGUAAAAUGAGUAGGACAGAGUUUCUCCUAUGAUGGCACUGGGAAGACAAGUAUUAAGUCUUUAUAAAACUGAAUAGUGUAACAAAUAGUAAAGUAGAGGACUCUUGUUCUGUCUUGUAGUACAAGAAGAGAGGGACAUGUAAAUGAAGGUGAAUUGGAGUUACAUUUGGACUGAACCAUUAUACUGCAUGCUCAGAAUUUGAGCUGAUCAGAGGUAAGGAUGGAACGUGAAGGGGCAGAUUGUCCUCACAUUUAUAUCUCAGCAGCCUUUCUGUCUUCUGCAGAAAUGCCUGAUGUUGGCUGGUGUCAAAGGGCGUUAAAAGGGAUGGAUUCCUGGUCUGAUCCCAUCUGAGUUGAUGUGCCAGCAUCUAAACUAUUGAGAGAAUAGCAAAUGGCUUCCAAUCAUGAAACAAGCAUUUGAAUAUGAUAAACCUUUUCCAGGGGAAUUAUCUUUCCCUGAGCAAAUUACAUUUUAAAACAGUAAGGGAUGUUACCAGUGUGUUGAUUUCCUAGUAGCUGUCCAGUGCUGAAGGUUUGCUAUAUGGGGAACUGAAAGAUCUGAUCCUGUUAAUUGCUGACCAGAUAUUCUACAAUAAUUUCAUCAGUUAAGGGAGCUGAGAUACUAAUUUACUGAAGUGACAUUAUGUCAGAUAUUAAUGUUGAAAUGUUAAGCAGAUUAUCCUGUAGUCAGUAAUGUUUUUCAGUGCGUGAAAAUCUAAGCCCUUUUUCUCUUGGUGUAGAGUCUGACUGUGACAUCCAAAGUGCUUCCAAACGACAUUCAGUAUUUGUAGCUUGUAGAUGAAAGGGAAAGAAGCAAGCACUUCUGAAAUUUGUUUGUGCAUCACUUUCUUCUGUGUAAAGGAGAGAUUUGGAUGAACAAGAGAACUAUCUCUACGUUUUGCUCUUAGAUAAUAACCAUUCAGACUUCAAAAGGGCUUUUCUUUGCCUAAAUCAUGGAGUAGCAGGAGCUGAACAUUACCUGGAACUCUAACAGAAACAAUUCUCCUCAAAGCCUGAAAGUACAUAUAGAUGUUUGCAUACCUAUGAACAGCUAUGUAUAAUUGUAUGUACUUGUGUAUAUAUGUACAUAUGCCUGCAAAAAUCCAGCUAGACUGCUGCCUCAGUUUACUGUGUAAAGCUAACGGUGUCUCAGGUGCAGCAGAAAUACCAUCUUUGUCAUCUUUUCAUUAAAAGAUGACAUUUUCAUUAUGUGCUAGAAAACCAGCAUGCAUAUCUGUGUUGUACGGGACAUCCUGUCUUACCACCCUGAUCGCUGUCUUAUGGUUGUGUCUUGCCAGAGCUGAACGCAAAAUGGGGAUAGUACCAGUGGUAGAUGUAAGUGUUCUCUUUCCAGUGCUAUGAAAACACAAGUAUUUAGAGAGGACAUGAUGUGGGAAAAUUGCUGCUGCAUAAGUGGUGUCUGUAUUAACGUGCAUUGCUGUAGGUAUGUAGCAGCUGUGGUGUUGAUAGGGUUGAGGAUUUUAUACUUAGUACUAUUAGUUUACAUCUAUAUUAUGGAACGUAGUGGAAGUGAAUUCUCCCCUGGUUCCACCUUUUUUCUUGGAGGGUAUGUAUGCUGUAGUAGGGAUGUACUAAGGUCACCACAGGGACUAUUUCUGUACUUACUCAUUUCUAACUCUAACCCAUAGCCUGUUUCUGAUGUCCACUUACAAAUUAUCCUGUAAUAAAAACUGCAAAAAAAGCAAAACCCAACCCUUUGAGAUUUUAAAACAGAUUUUCCCACUUGUGGUCUACCCAAAUUGCUCAACACAAACAUCUGUGACAAGGAGUGUGAAGCUGAACUGGGGCUUGUCCUUGCUAUGUCUGCUCAGAGGGAGAAAUACUCUUUAAUGUGAAAUGAAAAUUAUUAAACCUGAGAACAUGUUUGUGAGAGGCAAAUUUACUGAUUCCUCCUCGCGAGGGCCUCUGUUCCGGCUCAAAGAGCAGGGUGGGCUGUCUGGAGGCGCGGGCAGCGCUCGGCGAUGCCGCAGGUGCCGUUUCCCGGGGAGGGGGCCCGGCCCGGCGGCAGUUGGAGCCUCGGGGCGGUUCCGCCCGGGCCGGGCCCUCCCAGGUUCUCUCCCCGCUCGGGCGGGGGCGGCCGGUGCCGGCGGCCGCCAUGGGGCCGCUGCCGGGGCUCCUGCUGCUGCUGCUGGGUGUGGCGGGGUGCCCCGGGGCCCGGGGGGCCCGGCCCGCGGAGCCGCGCGCCGCGUGGGUGACGGUGCCGCGGCAGCUGAGCCCCCGGGGCGACGAGGACACCCCGGCCCUUUCCUACUGGCUCAACGUGGCCGGGCGGCCGCGGGUGCUGCGCCUGCAGCCCAGGAGGGGCCUGGUCUCCCGCCCCUUCACCCUCGUCACCUACGGCCGGGAUGGGGCCCGCCGGGAGGAGCACCCCUUCGUGCGGGACAACUGCUUCUACCAGGGCGACGUGGUGGGGAGCCCCGGCUCCCUUGUGGGCCUCAGCACCUGCGGCAGGGGCCUGCACGGCAUGCUCUGGGUGGAGGAUGAUACCUACGAGAUCGAGCCCGUCCCCAAUGAUCCGGCCUUCCGGCACAUUCUGUACCGCAUGGAGGAGGACCACAGCCCCGAGGGAACCAGCUGCGGGCUGACGCCGGACGUGCUGCAGCAACAAAAGGCUGUGCUGCCGUGGUUCAAGGCUCCCAAGGCAGCGGAGGAGAACGAAAAGCUGAAGGACUGGUGGACACACAUCAGGUAUGUGAAGAUGGUAGUGGUCGUGGACCACGUGCGGUUUGUGAAGUCAGGCAGGAGCAAAUCCCAAGUCUUGAAGGAGGUCAUGCAAGUCAUCAAUCUCGGGGACAUUUUGUACAAACAGCUUUCUGUCCGGCUCUUUCUUAUAGGACUGGAGAUCUGGACUGAAAAAAACUUUAUAAACAUUACUAACUCUAUUCCCAAGGUACUUAGUGACUUUAACGCCUGGAGAAAGUCAAACCUGUUGCCUCGCAUGUACCACGAUAUUGCUCACUUAUUUGCAUUCCAGUGGUUUGGAAGCAGCCUGGGAUUGGCAUAUAUAGGGGCAGUGUGUGAUAGCCACUGGGCAGCGUCUGUUGUUUCCUUCACUACGCUGAAGCUGUCUUCACUUAUUAUCACAUUUGUCCAUGAGCUGGGCCAUAAUCUUGGGAUGGUCCAUGAUAAACCAGAAUGUAAUUGUAAACGCAAGACGUGCAUUAUGUAUGAAAACAAUGCUGAAACGGAUUCGUUCAGUGACUGCAGUUACAAACAGUACUUUGAGCUGGUUGUAAAUGGUGCUCCGUGCCUUCGUCAACCGCCAGCACCUGGCACUUUCUACACCGGGAGAAGUGAAUACUGUGGGAAUAAGAUAGUAGAAAGUGGAGAGCAAUGUGACUGUGGUUCAGCAGCAAGCUGCCGAAGGGAUCCUUGUUGCCGCGCAAACUGUACAUUUACUGCAGGUUCAAACUGUGCAUCUGGAAAAUGCUGCAAGAACUGUAAGGUCCUUCCAGCAGGAACACUCUGCAGAGCAAGUAGUGGCAGCUGUGACCUGCCAGAGUAUUGCAAUGGGAUUUCCCCUCAGUGCCCAGUGGAUGUAUACCUACAAGAUGGAGCUCCUUGCAAUGAUGGUGUUUAUUGCUAUCAAGGAAAAUGUUCUUCCCACAGAGAAAAGUGCCAGCAUCUCUUUGGCAAACAAGCCAAGGUUGCCCCUUUAGAUUGCUUCAAAGCAGUGAAUACUCAAGGUGACCGGUUUGGGAAUUGUGGUAUUCGUGACAAUAUCUAUUUUGAAAAAUGCAGCAUGAGGAAUGUCUUAUGUGGUAGGAUUCAGUGUGAAAACAUAGUCAAAAUACCUUUCUUGCAGAACCAUGUAACAGUAGUCCAAACUCCUGUUCGAGAUAUAAAUUGUUGGGGUCUCGACUAUCACGUAGGUUUGCCAAGAGCAGAUGAGGGAGCUGUGGAAGAUGGCACACCAUGUGGCAGUGAUAUGCUUUGUAUCAACAGGACGUGUAUGAGUGUAUUGGUGCUGAACUACGACUGUAACAUGACAAAGUGUCAUGACAGAGGAGUGUGUAACAAUCGCAAGAACUGUCACUGUGAGUAUGGCUGGGCUCCUCCGUAUUGUGAAUUGGAAGGAUAUGGAGGUAGCAUUGACAGUGGACCCCCUCCAGCCAAGAAGACCGAGAGAGCAAUAGUAAGACUAGUACUAUUUGGUUUUUUUUCUAUGUGUAUUGUUGGAGUGGCCCUUUCCAUCCGUUAUAGACAGAAAGUAGAGGGAUGGCUUGCGAAGAUAAAAGCCCAAUUUCGUAGAAUAUUGCAGUUUUUUCAAAGACAGAAAAAAAGACAAGUUCCUAAAGGAUAGUCGCCUGCUGGUGAGUGAAAAUCCACCAAAGAUAAAAAGGCAAUAUCUUUGGAUUCUCUUGAGGAAAUGCUCCCCUUUAGCAGAGCCAUCUGAUAACUCAUCAAAAUAAUUCAAGAGGUUCUGAACAGCUCUAAUCUCAAUGUGAUAUCAUUAAAUGCAGAGUAAAUCUUAUCUCUGUAUAUUUUCUUUUAAGUUAAUAAAUGCAGGCAGUAAGGCAUGAUGUUCUUUGUACCCUGAGCUCUUAAAUUGAUGUAAUUGAGUAAACUGCAGGUAUUGUGUUUAUGCUUCAUAUCAACAGUAUAAAAAUGCAAACAUCUUAAAAUAGGUGUAGAUAGAUGUUUGAUGUGGUAGGAUUCAGUGUGAAAACAUAGUCAAAAUACCUUUCUUGCAGAACCAUGUAACUCUAGUCCCAAACUCCUGUUUGAGAUAAAAAUUGUUGGGGUCUCGACUAUCACAUAGGGAUGCCAAGAGCAGAUGUCAAACUACUUGCUACUCGCUUCAAUUUCCUCCUUCACCUAAUAUUUUCCUCAAUUCAGUGAGAGAGAUGUUUGUGAACAUCUUUUGUCACUGGUUAACAAUCAAAGAGAAAAAAUUGCACUUGCAGUCUCCACCGGCUCCUUCCAGGCAAACCGUUUUGUGUCUCUGUGAUUUAAUUUACAUCUGUGACACACAGACAGGUAAGGAACAGGUAUUGCAGUGAGAUACAGGUGUCUGUUUCACAAAUGCUUCCAGCUGUUUACAGGGAGUAACCUUCAGGAGGGAGGUAGACCACAGGGACCAGGGUCUUCCUUUCGUGGAAGAGUAGAGAAGGAUUAUCCAGAUCACAACCAGAAAGCAUUGCAUUUCUGAACCAUAAAAUAUGUCUCAACAGUGUAGUGACUCCAAAUCUGGCAUUGCACAAGAACAAACUGGUUUUAUUUCCUGGAAAUUUUCCAGUGUCUUGACUGCUGACUGCUUCUGAGAAGUGCUGUGUAUUUUAUUGUCUCUGAGUGGAGCUGUCUAUGGGACUCCCCAAGUUAACUGAAUUUCUAAAGUAUUUGGAAUUAUUCUGCAAUUCUCCCCUACCUAGAAUAUCUGCAAUAUAUGAUACCGACUUUAUCUGACUAUCUUAGGGGGUUUCUUUUGGCUUAUUCUCUGAUUCUUUCUUCAGCUAUAACAGAAUGUGUUCUUAGCUCUAUGGAGUGCUACACAGAACAUUGUAAUUUUAAUUUUUUAAACAUAACAUAAAAUAUGCCUAAUUUCUGAAAAAUAUUAGGGACAUGGAAAUACCAUUCAGUACGUUUUAUUGUUAUUAUUUGUAUUACAGCAGUAAUUACACCGUUCUAUCAGAUCAGCAUGAAGAGGGGUCUGUAGUC
This is a messenger RNA of Passer montanus (Eurasian tree sparrow), 7223 nucleotides long. Its product is annotated as disintegrin and metalloproteinase domain-containing protein 20-like. Gene Ontology annotation, biological process: male gonad development; proteolysis. The transcript is spliced from 3 exons. The record is from RefSeq and is a predicted model, not a curated record. Gene Ontology annotation, molecular function: metalloendopeptidase activity. NCBI's taxonomy places the organism in Eukaryota, Metazoa, Chordata, Aves, Passeriformes, Passeridae. Bases 3661 to 5868 code for a protein of 735 amino acids. Gene Ontology annotation, cellular component: sperm head plasma membrane; plasma membrane; external side of plasma membrane.